This is a messenger RNA of Exophiala viscosa, 1230 nucleotides long. RefSeq lists its product as uncharacterized. The record is from RefSeq and is a predicted model, not a curated record. Lineage: Eukaryota; Fungi; Ascomycota; Eurotiomycetes; Chaetothyriales; Herpotrichiellaceae. Gene Ontology annotation, molecular function: protein binding. Bases 1 to 1230 code for a protein of 409 amino acids. The transcript has a single exon.
AUGCUGUCUCAUAUCAUAUAUGCUCUCCUUGCCUCUUUGGCCAUCAUUUCCAACGUGUCCGCCGCUCCAUCCCAUAGCCGCAGCAAGACCAAGUGGACCAACAACAGCCCAAAAGCAGUAUACCUGAUCACCAACGACCAACAAAACGCCGUGGCUGCACUCCCCAUAGCAGCAGACGGCACCUUGUCUGCAGGGACAAUUACUUUGACCGGAGGAGCAGGAUCCAAUGCCAUUGAUGGUGCGACGGACCAACCAGCGACACCCGAUGCAUUGAUCGGACAGUCAGCCUUGACGAUUGCUGGGCAGCACAUCUUUGCAGUCAAUCCCGGCAGCAAUACCCUGUCCAUGUUCGCCAUCGAUGCAAGCAAUUCCACCAAACUCACCCUGCUUGGCCAGCCAGUCGAUCUUCCCGGCGACUUUCCCAACACUGUCGCGGCAUCUGUAAAGCACAAAACUGUAUGUGUUGGGACAACAGGAGCGACGAACGGUGUGUCUUGUUCAAGCUUUAGCCGUAGCGGGCUCAGUGCGAUGGACGGCCUGCGUUCCUUCAACCUGAACCAAACAACUCCACCAGUCGGACCGACCAACACAGUUUCGCAGCUCUUCUUCUCGGAAGACGAAUCUAGACUAUUCGCCACAGUCAAAGGAGACCCCACGGUGAACAACACAGGCUUCUUCUCGGUCUUCCCGGUGGAUACGUCCUCGUGGGGCAAACCGGCGACCGUGGCCACGACCGACGUUCGAAGUUCCCCUGAUGGGACGGCUGUCCUUUUCGGCUCCGCUAAUAUCCCUGGCGCAUCCUUAGUCUUUGUGACGGAUGCUUCCUUCGGAGGCGCAGUGCUUGAUGUUGAUCCGGCCACGAACGUUGCUUCACUAGUUGCAAAGCAAGCAAUUGAUGGCCAGGCUGCCACAUGUUGGGCAACGAUUUCAUCAGUAACAAACAGUGCGUUUGUGACCGAUGUCGGGGUCAAUCGUGUCGUUGAGAUGAGUCUUACUAACGCAAGCAUCAUCGCCGAGACUGAUCUCUCCGCCAACGGUGAUCCCGGCUUGAUCGACCUCAAGGCCGCCGGCAAUUUCAUAUAUGCUUUGUCCCCCGGAAAUGGCACAACACCUGCAGCCAUUACGGUUCUCGAUGUCUCGGGUGGUCAAGGAAGUGCCAAAUCCAUUCAGCACCUCACGUUGACUAGCAUGGGUGUCGAUAAGAAUGCGCAGGGUAUGGCAGUCGUGUGA